Teleopsis dalmanni is the source of this 921-nucleotide messenger RNA. RefSeq lists its product as uncharacterized. The coding region runs from base 72 to 752 and encodes 226 amino acids. The transcript has 2 exons. Lineage: Eukaryota; Metazoa; Arthropoda; Insecta; Diptera; Diopsidae. The record is from RefSeq and is a predicted model, not a curated record.
UUGUAUUGAGCACAGUACUAUUUCAGUUAAGACAAUUAGCAUUCGGUUUUGGUAGCCUCGAAGUAACUAAAAUGUGUAGUAUCCUACAACUUAUAAAAGCAACAACAUUUUUAGUAGCUGUAACUUAUGCAGUCCAUGCGCAAACGUCAAGUGAUGUGAUACAAAAUUCGCAAGUUUUACAAGCAUGGAAACCGAAAACUACAUUAUCAUGUUUUACCGAACAUGAAUUAAAUGGAAUGCGCGAUACUAAAAAAUACGAAUCCAGCUAUAUUGAGUGUUUUAAGAAAGCCCAAGACUCUCGUCACCUAAAGGAACAAAAAUUUGCAAAGCAGCGUUUCAGUAUUAUAGAAUCAAAUAAGUUAUUAUGCGCUGGUUUAGAUUAUUGCAAUGGAAAAAAUAGCUCAGCAGAUUUUUUUGAAUGUCACGCUAAUUUUAGUUCGAAGGUUGCAAAAUCUGGGUAUGACGUAUCUGCCAUUUCAACCGAAAUUUUUCUAAAUCUGACCGAAACUUUCCGCACAAUUGAAGUGGAUCGCGAAAAUUGUUAUCGUAUAUCUUUUGAUGCUCACCUUAAACGUAUAAAUGAAAAUGUUAAAAAAAUAAUCGAUUGUUUACAAGGUAAAAUUAAAUACCCAGAAUAUAAAGCCACACCAGAUAUAUCAUCUAAACUACCUGUAAACAAAAAUUCUUCAGCUCAGAAACCCGAAUACAUAGAAAAUCAAUUUGAACAUUUAUUGAAGAUUCUAAACCCAUGAUAUAAUAACAAAAAUUUAAUUAUUCAAAAUUAGUAAAUAAAAUAUGAUUUUAUAUUUAAAAAAUUUAAAAUUUCUUCGAUUCAUCUUGACCUUCAUAUUUUUGUUGCACUUUUUAAAGUAUUGACUCAUACCUAAUUUCUAUACGUGGUAGUAAAUAACAUAUACUUCA